AUGUUGUUGUUGGGUUUAAUGGGGAAAAGGCGCAUUCUACUGCGCUACGUUGUUCCUUUCCAAACCUUCAUUCUAAUUCAUCUCCGCCGCACACUCUCACCCGAACACUCCCCCGCGUGCCGCCCAUCCUCCGCUCUAUGCCGCCGGCCGCACCUUACCUGCACGCGGCAACAAGGACGGAUGGGCAGCACUUACACUGCCCAUCGACGCCCUCGGGCCGCGGUACUCGUCCUGCGCGCGUCCGUAUGGCCGGGGCUCUCAACGCCGGUGUGUCCGUUCCGCGUGGGCGGUGGAGCCGUGCCCGCUGCGGUGACCGUACGCACUUAUCUAAAUGGGACCUCUCCAAUUCUAUCUAUUUCGUGUUACUCACGCUGCCCCACGACCCCUCCCUGCGAACGCACCUCGGCGUCCCUGCGCGGUUCGUCACGGCGGUGA
This is a messenger RNA of Amoebophrya sp. A25, 435 nucleotides long. NCBI's taxonomy places the organism in Eukaryota, Dinophyceae, Syndiniales, Amoebophryaceae. The record is from the annotation of a GenBank genome assembly.